AUGGAUUUGCGCGUUAUAAACCACCCUAUAUACAAUUAUGAAAUAACAACUCUCUCUACUACAAAAAUCAAUUAUGAUAUCAAAUGUUAUAGCAAAAAUAUAAGUACGAGUAACCUUUCUCGUCACUUAAUUAAUGUGCAUAAAAUAUCAGAAAAAACUAAUAAUAAUAAAUCCAUUCAAACUCUAAAAAUGUUUCUAAAGCCAACGCCAACAUGUAGCAAGAAUAUUAAAGAUAAAAAAUUGCUCUUAGGGCGAAAUUAUGUUUUGAUGUGCUGCUUAGAUUUAUUGCCAUUCGAAAGCAAUAAUGGGAUGACAGAUUUUCUUAAGAAAUAUAAGAUAAUUGAUUCCUCAUCAGAAUUGCCUAAUAGGACAACUAUUAGUCGGGGAGCACUUGAUGAUGUUUAUUGUUCUAUAAAGGCUCAUGUUUUAAACCUGAUUUAUGCUGGUCCAAAAUUCUGUUCCAUUACUUUUGAUUUAUGGACCGAUCAUUUCAAGCGGCGAAAUUAUAUUACAUUUAGUCUUCAUCAUUUAGAUGAAAAUUUUGAUUUAAAAUAUUUUACCCUGACAACCCGAAAUGUGACUCAAAAGCAUACUGGGGAAACCAUAUUAUCGGAGAUUGAUGGUAUCGAAGAGGAGUUUCAUUUAAAAGCCAAAAUAAUACAAAUGGUAACUGAUGCAGGGGCAAAUGUCAAAAGAAGCGUCAGAUUGGGGGAUUAUGAGCAUCAUUUAUGCUUAGGCCAUGGACUACAUAAUUUGGUUACAGUUGAUGGCAUAAAAAAAGUUGCCAGAAUUGAUAAUCUCUUUAAAAAAAUUAGAGAAAUUAUUUCAGCCCUCAGAUAUCGAGUAGCUGAUUUGGAAUGUGAAAUUGAAGAUGAGCAUCGUAAAUGUCAGUCAAUUUAUGAGACAGGUCAUAUCUUGGAUAUUGAUGAUUCUGAUCCAUACCUUGAUGACCAUUUUGAUAAUGAAGCGGAUAAUAGAAAUGUCAUUACACCAACCAAUCUAUUUAAUACAAAAACGUUAAAAUUAAAUUGCCCCAUACCCGCUGGCACAGCAUAUUAA
Molecule: messenger RNA, 1059 nt
Organism: Gordionus sp. m RMFG-2023
Lineage: Eukaryota; Metazoa; Nematomorpha; Gordioida; Chordodea; Parachordodidae
Exons: 4
Coding region: 1-1059 (352 amino acids)
Biological process (GO): regulation of transcription by RNA polymerase II
Cellular component (GO): nucleus
Source: RefSeq, a predicted model, not a curated record